UCCGGUCACGUGGAUACGGAAGUGCGUAGUGAUCUCACAUUCAGUGGCGUGCGUACCGGUUUGCUUCUUGUUGUUGUUCGGUGUACGAGAGUGCUGGAGCGGUACCGGGCGUGCGAUUUCCACAGGUGUCAGAGGUCUGUGCCCUACAGCAAAUCAGGAAAUGGCAUCUGAGGACGCUGUGUCGGAUUAUCUGAACCAGAACCCCCAGACUGCCGACUGGGUAGAGAGUGUCCGCGGAAUGUGCGAGUCAGACAAGUUGUGGAGGCACCGCAGGGAAUUUAUCUUGCGAAACUUGAAUGAAGUGUGCGAAGACAAAGAGCCGCCUCUACCAGAGACUGAUCACCCGGGCCUAGACCGGUUGAUCGCAUACUCCAUGGUGUGGGCAAACCACGUCUUCACGGGCUGCCGGUAUCCAAAUCCAGUGAUGGAAAAAGCCCUUAAAAUGGCAGAACACAUUAAGGUGACAGAUGCUCCCGUUCAUACUACACGAGAUGAUCUGGUUUCCAAGGUGAAGAAAAGAGGGAUUUCAAGUAGCAAUGAAGAGAUAGUGGAGAAUUGCAAGAUACAGAAAUCUUGUGAAGACAGAGUGGGCAAUAGCUCAAAUAAUGUCAAAGAGGAGGCUCGGGGCGAGCAAAAUAACACAGUGGAGAAAUUAGCAGGGGGACAUACUGAUACCUUUGUCCCUUCAACUAAUGUAAGUCUGAUAGAUGUUCAUCCCAGUGGAAUGCAAAGGACAAAUGCAGUGCUAGGUCAUGUUGAAAAAUCAAGCAAUAAUCAGAAUGCAUCUGAAACCAAACCUACUUCUAGCUUCAAUGUUCCUGCUGAUGUUCGGGGAGAAAGUCAGGCUCCAAUGGAAAUGGAAAAUAGUGCUGAAAGCAUGCCACAAACUACUGCCAAAGGACCUUCACAGCUGAUCGUCGAUACUGUUAAACCUCCUCGCAAGCUGACUAUUGAAGAUACCAAGGAGAGACAGAUCUUCUUUAACAGGCUCUACAAGACUGUUGCUUGGAAACUAGUUUCCGCUGGUGGUUUCAGUCCCAACCUAAAUCAUGGAGAGUUACUAAAUAACUGUAUUGAAUCUUUAAAAUCCACACUGGAUAUUGCUUUUGUCCCUUUAAAUGAAUUGGCAGAUUUACCACAGAACAAAACGUCUCAGGAAAAUAUAGUAUGUGAAUUAAGAUGCAAAGCUGUUUAUUUAGGCAUGGGUUGUGGUAAAACAAAGGAGACUGCAAAAGCAGUGGCUUCCAAGGAAGCUAUGAAACUGUUUCUAAAGAAGAAAGUUGUUGUUAAAAUAUGCAAGAGGAAAUACAAUGGAAGUGAAGUGGAGGACUUGGUAUUACUUGAUGAGGACUCUCGGCCUGUGAACUUACCUCCAGCUCUAAAAAACCCACUGGAUCUAAUUUAAUGCAUUGACCUUAUUUAGUGGUUAGAACAAAACAAAAGACAUACUUUGUACUUGCAUAUUAAAACACUGAGAUUUUUCAAAUAUUUUGUAUUUUUGAUUCGGUUUUAAUAGAGGAAUGGUCACCUUUUGUUAACUGAAAUUUAUUUUUCAUCAGAAGGUUAGAUUGUGUUAAUGGGUUGCCUUAAAAAUGCUCUUCUAUGCUUUUAUGUAAACAAUCAUUGGUAUGAUUUUAGUAAUUUUUUUAAUUACAGAAUUCAUAGUCAUUACAUUCUUCAAUACUUACAAAGUUUAAUGUACUGUUUUUGCCAUAUUUGUUAACCUUCUGCAAAGAUCUUUUAGUUGACAUUCAAUUACCAUAAUCUGUAUCAUUAAUUGACUAUCUGGAAAUGUGACAAAAAUGUUUUACUUACAUUGCUAUUUUGCAAAUUCUUUCUUUUUAUGUACCUUGCUAAAAAAAAAAAGUUGAAUAAUUUUAGUAAUAUCUAUGUUACAUUGUUUCAGUAUAGUUUUUUGUUACAUUGCAGAGUUUUGGGGUUCCGCACUUUAAAAAAAAAAACUGUUCUAACCUCUGCUUUCUCACAUGUUUUGCUAUUCAUUAAAUCUGUUUUAUUUUUGGGUUGUCUUUGUUUCCCAUAAAGUCCUUUUUGACUGCCAUCAAGUAUCCAAACAUAUGUGUAUGCAGUGCCUAUUAUUAUAUUUAUAAACUGAGGCUAAGAUAAUAAAAAUUCAAAACAGAGAAACAUGGAUCAAGAAGAAAUAAUAAAACUAUAUAACCUUAUUCAAAUGCAGGGACAGUGGACCAUAUUUAAAGAUCCAUAUUUUUAAAACAUCUACUAAAAUGUACUACUUAAUUACUGAUUUCUGUUUUUAUUUUUCCUUUUAAAUAAUCUCAACAUCCCUUUAUUAUAAAGGCACAGUAAAGGUGAAAUAUAUUUUUCUAUAUCUAGAGAUUUGCUUGCAAAUUAUCUCUCUGUAGUUACUACACAAAUUUGCAUUCUUGCUUGUUAAAAAUACCUUUAUUUGGUCAUAAAAAUGUCCUUCCUUUUGUCAUUACUUUGUCUACUUGAGGGAAGCAAUGGGGAACACAUGCUACAGAAAAUAUAUUUGGGUGAGCGUUUGCCUUGAGGUUUGCUGAACCAUUGCUUAUUAAAAAAAAAAAAAAAGGAAGGAAAAAACAUGGAGGCAGAGGGAGGAGGACCCCUCAACAUGACAAAAUAGGUAUUUUCAAAAUGCAAAAUUGAAUAGUAACUAUAGAGUUAUUAUAAUUGUCAAGCAUACUCUAUAAAUACAAAUAUCAUAUCCUCCCUUACUUUCCAAUCAUUAAAGAGUCAGGUGUCAUAAGGAAAAUGGUUACUGUUUCUAUUCAGUUUUAAUAUGGAAGCAAACAGCCAAGUAAAAACUAUUUAAAUUUAAGCUAGUAUACUAAACAGUCUUAACCGUUUUAAGAAGAACAUUAGAGCUAUCGAAUAGUUAAAUAAUUUUUUUUAUUAUUAUUUCAGUAUCACAAAAGCAUCUUUCUAGAGUCUAAUGGAACAAAGCUUUGACAUAUAGUCUUAAGGUAUAAUUGAAGCUAAUUUUACUUUACAUUGUAAAAUGUAAAUAAACGACUGCAAUAUUCCAAAGUUCACGCUACAGAUUGUAAUGUGUCCGUAAUAAUGUGCCCAUUCUUUAGUUCUUCUAAAUGCUUUAACAAACCCAAUAAAAAUAAGUAGUUACA
This is a messenger RNA of Bombina bombina (fire-bellied toad), 3122 nucleotides long. RefSeq names its product CDKN2A interacting protein (gene CDKN2AIP). The transcript is spliced from 3 exons. The record is from RefSeq and is a predicted model, not a curated record. Bases 161 to 1405 code for a protein of 414 amino acids. Gene Ontology annotation, cellular component: nucleolus; nucleoplasm. Lineage: Eukaryota; Metazoa; Chordata; Amphibia; Anura; Bombinatoridae.